Guillardia theta CCMP2712 is the source of this 432-nucleotide messenger RNA. RefSeq lists its product as hypothetical. The record is from RefSeq and is a predicted model, not a curated record. NCBI's taxonomy places the organism in Eukaryota, Cryptophyceae, Pyrenomonadales, Geminigeraceae. The transcript has a single exon. The coding region runs from base 140 to 298 and encodes 52 amino acids.
GAUGCAGCAAGCGGAUGUGAGAGGGAGGAAGGAGGGAGAGUGAAGGGGUUCAGGGUUGAGAGGGAAAGAGGAAGGAAGGCAGUGAAGUAGGAAGAGGAGAAGAAAGGGCGGAGAGGAGAAAGGAAGGAAGAACGAUACGAUGAAGGUGCAGGGAAAGGACGGGAAGGAAAUGAAGGGGAUGUACAGAUUAUCAUUCCCUCCUGUCCACGAGGAGACAGAUGAACAUCUUAUAUAUAAACAGAACUUGAGCAUUGUAGAUACGAUUCUUCAUUCAUGGUUCAUGUCUGUCUAUCUGUGAAAAAGAUUACAAGCCACCCGAUUGCUUACUGCAGGGAUUUUGAUUGUACUGCAGGGCUGUGAUGGAUAGUACGAGAAGGCUUCAGGAUUGUACAGGGUUCGGAACCCACCAAAAAUAAAUCACAUUCAAACAUC